This is a messenger RNA of Triticum urartu, 3707 nucleotides long. NCBI's taxonomy places the organism in Eukaryota, Viridiplantae, Streptophyta, Magnoliopsida, Poales, Poaceae. The record is from RefSeq and is a predicted model, not a curated record.
ACCAAAGUGUAUAAGCUGCCUCUGUUCUCCAACCAAAGCGCACGACGUUCUUCCUCAUACAAGAGGAAGAGGUGCACAGGCACUGUGAGUUUGCAUACUCAGAUCCCUGCCUAUAGCUGUUGCCCAAAUGCCAAAAGCUAGCUGAUGGAAUGAUGGCAGCCUAGCUUAAGGCUGAUGGAAUGAUCCCUGCCUAUAUUCUCCAUCGGCAGUAGGUGUUUGUAAUUGAGUUUGAAGAAAUAUUGCUACUCAGACUGGCAGACAAUAGUUAUAGUACUUGCUGAAGGAACUUUGAGCAUAUUCAGAUUCCACAAAGAAGGAAACUCUCAAGUGCAACAAAAUAAUCUGCUCUGCUGCCAGGUACAUCACAUACCACAAAUGGAUUCUGCUAAGCGCCUAGUUGGUUACUACCUAAAAUCUUCCUUGUUUUUAUCUCUGCAUAUAGUUAACCACGGUCAGUUGAGCAAAGAUGCCUGGCCAUCCAUGCAUGAUGGUCACUACAGCACGACAGUUUGUGAUGGUGCUCAUGGUGGCUUACAGUGUGCAGACCAUGAUCUGUAGUUCUUUGCAUGGAAACGAGACCGAUCGGCUGUCGCUACUUGAAUUCAAGAAGGGGGUCAUGCUUGACCCACAACAAGCCUUGAUGUCGUGGAACGAUAGCACCCACUUCUGCCACUGGGAAGGUGUCUCGUGUGGGACGACAACCAUCCCUCCUCGUGUUAUUUCGCUCAAUCUUACAAAACGAGGUUUAGCAGGGCAAAUAUCUCCUUCUCUUGGAAACCUUACAUUUCUACAGUCUCUAUUCCUACCAAAUAAUUCAUUCUCCGGAGAGAUCCCUCCAUCCCUUGGUCAUAUGCAUAACCUCCAAACCAUCUACUUGAAUUUUAACAGAUUGCAAGGAAGGAUACCUAAUCUUUCCAACUGUACCAGCCUAAUGAUGCUUCGGCUGGUUGGGAAUAAUCUAGCUGGUAAAUUUCCUAAUUUACCUAGUCAUCUGCAAGAGCUGCGCCUCUCUGGCAAUGAUCUCAUUGGAACCAUCCCUUCUUCUCUUGCCAAUAUUACAACACUAAGAGGUAUCACUUUCACGUUUAAUCACAUUGAGGGCAAUAUCCCAAAUGACUUCUCAAAGCUGCACAAGCUGCAGGUCCUAUUAGGGGCUGUCAAUAAGUUGACGGGCACGUUCCCACAUGCCAUCUUAAAUCUUUCUGCUCUCAAUGUUCUUACCCUUGCCUUCAAUUAUCUAGGUGGGGAGGUACCAACCUACCUCGGUAACCAUCUCCCUAACCUCCAACUUCUUGGAUUGGCUGACAACUUCUUCCAUGGGCAUAUUCCCUAUUCAUUGAUAAAUUGUUCUGAGCUGCACUACGUCGACAUGUCAAGUAAUAAUCUUACUGGUGUAGUACAUAGUACCAUCGGCAAACUUAACAAACUGUCCUACUUGAAUCUUGAAUUCAACCACUUCCACGCUCGUAACAAGCAGGAAUGGGAGUUUAUGAGCAGCUUAACCAAUUGCACCGAGCUACAGAGUUUCUCAAUGAAAGGGAAUCACCUACAAGGAAAUGUACCAAAUUCAUUGGGAAACCUUUCUGAUCAGCUUCAGAAUCUCCUUUUGGGAACAAAUAAAUUAUCAGGAGGUUUUCCUUCUGGCAUAGCAAAUCUGCGAGGCCUUUUCAAAUUAGGGUUAGAAGAAAAUCAGUUUACAGGUGUUUUGCCAGAAUGGCUUGGAACUCUGCACAAUUUACAAGGAAUAGAGCUAGCUAACAACUCCUUUACAGGGGUUAUUCCAUCAUCCCUUGCAAACUUAUCUCAGCUGAUAGAACUCUUUCUAGAAUCUAACCAUUUAUAUGGAAAUAUACCCCCAAGUUUGGGAAACCUUAAGGUCCUUGAAAAAUUGAGCAUUUCCAACAACAAUCUUCAUGGCAGCAUACCAAAAGAGAUCUUCAACAUUCCUACAAUAAGUCGAAUUGGGUUAUAUUCCAAUAAACUAGAUGGUGCACUUCCUAUAGAAAUAGGACAUGCCAAGCAACUGCUGUAUCUGCUAAUUUCAUCAAAUAACCUAUCUGGUGUCAUCCCUGAGACACUCGAUGGCUGCGAAAGUUUGGAAGUCAUCGAGUUUGAUCAGAAUUCUCUUAGUGGAAGAAUUCCAACUUCAUUAGGAAACAUAAGCAACUUGGAGGUGCUUACUGUGUCUCACAACCACUUAUCUGGAUCCAUACCGAAGUCCAUUGCUGCUCUGAAAUACCUUCAACAACUAGAUAUGUCAUUCAACCGUCUUGAUGGUGAAGUUCCAGAAGAAGGUGUCUUCAAGAACACAACUGCCAUACGCAUCGGCGGAAAUCAUGGGCUCUGUGGUGGAGUCCUAGAGCUACACCUACCUGCAUGCCCUGUUACAAUUUCAAGCCCGUCCAAGCACACUUGGCCACUAUGUUUCAAAGUGAUGAUUCCACUAGCUAGCAUGGUGCUACUUGCCGGUUUCGUGUCCAUGCUACUUUUCUGGAGGAAAAAACAAAGGAGAGAAUCGAUGUCUCUACCUUCUUUUGGUAGAAAAUUUCCCAAAGUUUCUUAUGAUGAUAUCGCCAAAGCAACUGAAGGGUUCUCCUUGUCCAACGUAAUCGGCAGUGGAAGGUACAGUUCGGUAUAUAAAGCCAAACUGUUUCGAGAUGGAAAUGUGGCUGCUGUGAAGGUCUUUGCUCUCGAGACAAGGGGAGCACAAAAAAGCUUCAUCACAGAAUGCAAUGCUUUGAGGAACGUGCGGCACCGCAAUCUAGUCCAUAUCCUUACUGCAUGCUCUAGCAUUGAUCCUAGAGGAAUCGACUUCAAAGCACUAGUCUAUGAGUUCAUGCCACAAGGGGACUUGCAUAAAUUUCUACACUCUGCUCGGGGUGACGAAAGCUCUUCAGAUUCGAACUGCAUUUCACUGGCUCAAAGGUUGAGCAUCGUGGCAGAUGUAUCAGAUGCAGUGGCGUACCUUCACCAAGAGGGUAUAGUUCAUUGUGAUCUGAAACCUAGCAACAUUCUCCUAGACGAUGAUAUGGUAGCUCAUGUUGGGGACUUCGGACUGGCAAGGUUGCCGAUUCAUACCACAACAUCGUCUUCUGAAUCAACUUCGACGUCUUCGGUUGCAAUAAAGGGAACCAUAGGAUAUGUUGCUCCAGAAUGUGCAGGGGGCAGUCAGGUUUCAACUGCUGCGGAUGUUUACAGCUUUGGAGUCGUCCUCCUUGAAGUAUUCAUCCGAAGGAGGCCAACGGAUGCCAUGUUCAAGGACGGAUUGAGCAUUGAAAAGUUUGCAGAGAUCAACUUCCCCCAUAAAGUGCUGCAGAUUCUUGACCCAGAACUGCUGCAGGAGCUGAACCUCUGCCGGGAAACUCCGAUGGAUGCUGUCGAGAAAAAUGGAGCGCAGAGUCUCAUUUCUGUGAUUAGUAUUGGGCUGUGUUGCACCAGGUCGUCCCCAAGUGAGCGCAUCAGCAUGCAGGAAGUGGCUGCCAAGCUGCAUGGGAUCAGAGAUGCGUAUCUCUUUACACAAGAUUGAGACGAAAGCUAGAUAAGGAUUUGUCUAUAUAAUUUAUAUGUCAAAUAUAACAACGAGUGUUUGCCUUCUCUUACUAUAUUUGGUCCUUUGUUUGCUCGAAAUGAGAAACUAAGCAUGUAACCGAUUGGGAAAGAAUGGUACUAGUAUUUCUUGGUAAAGUUUUGAUAUUACUUUUCCCAAA